AUGGCAGAAGCAAAGCAACGUAACACUCCUCCAGUAUCAGCUGACGAGAAAGUCGUGCAGCAUGCCGAUAGCAAUGCUGUCUUCUGCGAACACCAUGAAGGUCCAAGCCAGCUGCCUCAAACACUUGGUAAUGUAAUCUAUAUCAAUGACGAAGAAGAGCCAGAGCUUCACUUGCCAACUUGGAUUGCCCUUGGCUCCAUUUACCUUCUACUGGCUGGACAGGGUCUCGCGUUCCAAGGUCCUCCUGCUGUUCUUUCAUUUAUUGGAGCAGACCUUGGGAACACAAAUGCGCAAACCUGGGUUCCCAACGCGCUUGCUUUGGUGCAAGCAGUGAUCGGACCCGUCAUAUCUUCUGCUUCGGACAUAUUCCAAGUGCGAAAGCCUAUUCUCGUGGCCUCCUGCACGGUUGCACUCAUUGGCACAGCGAUUGCCCCUGGAGCCACAGAUAUCUACCGGGUGAUUGGGGCACAAGCUUUGAUUGGAGUCGGCCUAGCUGCAGUACCUCUGAGCUAUGUGGUGCCCAGUGAGAUACUACCCAGAAAGUGGAGACCCAUGGUUCAAGCAUCCACGGGUGUUGUUGCAGCCAUAACUGCCAUGGCUGGUCCAUUGACAGUAGGUGCACUUACAAAACGCGACCCCCACACCGGCUGGCGAUUGUUUUACUGGAUCAUGUUUGCAAUAUGGGGUGCUGCUGCAGUAGGCAUCAUUUUUGGAUAUAGACCUCCAAAAAGACACACACGCUUAGAUCACCUCUCGUUCAGUCAGAAACUGGGCCACCUUGACCUUCCUGGGUUUGGUCUCUUGGCUGCAGGAUUGACGCUCUUCUCGGUUGGUCUAAGCCUGGGUGGAGGCCUUUACUCGUGGACUGAUGCUCACACAUUGGCGACCUUGAUCUCCGGCUUCUUCGUUCUCCUUGGCUUUGGCUUCUACGAGUGGAAGUGUACAAAAAAUGGUAUACUUAACCAUGAGCUAUUUCGCGGAGGAAAGAAUGGGGGGAGAAUCUUCGGGAUCUGCAAUGGAUUGAUGGUUAUUGAAGCAGUUCUUGGCUUCCCUUUCAUCAUCUUCUACUCGGUGGUGACAACCGCAUUAUUCACUAGAGAUCCUUUCAUGGUCGCAGUGCGUCUCUUACCAUUUUGGGGCGCGUUCCUCAUCAGUUGCCCACUUUGGGGUUUUCUGAGCACCAAAUUUCGAACGAUUCGAGAGCCACUGUUUCUCGGAUUCUUAUUGUUUACCGUAGGAAACAUUGGUAUGGCGACACUGAACCCAGGUGACAACGCGAGUCAACUUGCUUUUGCGGCAGUAGCAGGCAUAGGAUUUGGAUCACCUUUAAUAUUGAUCAUAGCAGGCGUCCAACUAUCCACUCCCCAUCAGCUAAUCGCUACCGCUACGGCAAUCACCAAUUCUGCCCGUGCAGUAGGUGGGACAAUUUUUACUGCCGCGUAUACCUCAGCGCUUUCCAAUUCUCUCUCCACAAAGAUCCCCACCUACAUAGCUGAUGCCGCUGCUCGAGCUGGCCUUCCCGGCGGCUCAAUUGCGACUUUUAUCGGCGCGAUUGUCAAUGGAGAUGCACCCGCUUUGAGUGGUAUCCCGGGAGUGAACUCAACAAUUAUUCAGCAGGGCUUCUUGGCAUUAGAACAGGCGUAUGCAGACUCACUGCGCCUGAUCUAUAUCAUCGCAGCUCCGUUCGGUAUUAUUGCAUGCAUACUUUGCCUGUUCCUGGGCGAUUUGGAAAAGACUAUGACUUAUCGGGUUGACGCUCCAAUUGAGGAUUUGCAUGCUAGACUUCGUCACGAUGUUGCGGAACCGGAACAAGUUUCUCGGGCUUAA
Exophiala bonariae is the source of this 1827-nucleotide messenger RNA. RefSeq lists its product as uncharacterized. Lineage: Eukaryota; Fungi; Ascomycota; Eurotiomycetes; Chaetothyriales; Herpotrichiellaceae. The record is from RefSeq and is a predicted model, not a curated record. The coding region runs from base 1 to 1827 and encodes 608 amino acids. The transcript is spliced from 5 exons. Gene Ontology annotation, cellular component: plasma membrane. Gene Ontology annotation, molecular function: transmembrane transporter activity. Gene Ontology annotation, biological process: transmembrane transport.